AGAGAACCGCUGCGAUCAGCUGUUUUUAGAACACGAAGUCAAUCGUUCCCUCGCGCGGUGGAUUUAUCUCGUUCAUUUUCCUAAAUUAGUGUACUUUAUAUGUUUGUUUCUUAAUUAUCACAAAGUGCAUAAUACAGGAAAUAUACUACGGAUGCAGUUAAAAUGCAAAAUAUUAUAAUAUGGCAAAAAUAGCAUCGCUUGACACAUAUGCUAUAGGCUAUAGGUUAGAAUUAACCUCGCAACUAACUGGCAGUAUUAAGUGUCACAAUUAUCAGGUUUUUUUAUGAUAUUAAUAAGAAAUUAAAAUAUAAUAAGAAAAACAUUAUAAUUGUGAUAAUGAAACGUAAUUGCAAAUCGGAUACGAGUGAACCAGCGACUCCAAAAAUAAUUCCCUGGACUGCUGGUUUACUUAAAACGAUGGAGGAUCCUGAAUGUAUAAUCAAGCAAGAUGACAAAAUAGUUGUCAUUAAAGAUAAGUAUCCUAAAGCACAAUUUCACUAUUUGGUUUUACCAAAAGAGGAUAUCCUUUCCAUAUGGCAAGUGACAAGGAAUCAUCAAGAUUUGCUAAUACAUAUGCAUGAGAUUGCUCGUGGUCUUGUAGAGAAACACACAGAUUAUGAAUUCAUCAUGGGUUAUCACGCGAUGCCAAGUAUGCAAAGACUGCACUUACAUGUAAUAAGCACGGAUUUCUGUAGUCCUUGUCUUAAAACCAAAUAUCAUUGGAACUCAUUUACAACACCGUUCUUUUUACAUUCGUCAGAUAUAUCCCGUCAAUUGCACGAAGAAGGCGAAAUAAAAAAAAUUUCUUCGCAAAAAUGCAAAGAUUAUUUAAAUACGCAAUUGAAAUGCCACAAAUGCACAUUACAACCGAAAAAUAUGCCACAUUUGAAGAGACAUAUUUUAACACAUAUUGAUAAAAACAAUAAAAUAUUGAAUGUAUGUAAAUGUACGUAAUCAAACAUUUUUCUCUCUGAUGUAUGAAUUAUUUCCAGAAAAUAAAUAACGUAUUUAUAACAUA
Messenger RNA from Formica exsecta, 1018 nucleotides. RefSeq names its product aprataxin (gene Aptx). Gene Ontology annotation, molecular function: single-strand break-containing DNA binding; DNA 5'-adenosine monophosphate hydrolase activity; single-stranded DNA binding. Gene Ontology annotation, biological process: single strand break repair; double-strand break repair. Gene Ontology annotation, cellular component: nucleus. Bases 337 to 954 code for a protein of 205 amino acids. The transcript has 4 exons. NCBI's taxonomy places the organism in Eukaryota, Metazoa, Arthropoda, Insecta, Hymenoptera, Formicidae. The record is from RefSeq and is a predicted model, not a curated record.